Messenger RNA from Pecten maximus, 3239 nucleotides. Its product is annotated as neural Wiskott-Aldrich syndrome protein-like. The record is from RefSeq and is a predicted model, not a curated record. Gene Ontology annotation, biological process: actin filament organization. Bases 54 to 1655 code for a protein of 533 amino acids. Lineage: Eukaryota; Metazoa; Mollusca; Bivalvia; Pectinida; Pectinidae. The transcript has 10 exons. Gene Ontology annotation, molecular function: actin binding.
GUUUAAAACAAGGAAGUGAACCCCGAAGUUGACAAUAGACUUGAAGGGAUAAAAUGUCACAGGGAAACCAGCGAAGAAAUAAACCAAGGGCAUCAAAUAGCGGUUCUUUACUGCUUGAUAAUUCAGAAAAUGAACAAUUAUUCGGAUUGUUGGGCAGAGGAUGUGUGUCCUUGGCUACUGGUGUUGUCCAGUUGUACACGGCAGACCCUCCGGCGCGGACACGAUGGACAAAACGCUUUUGUGGUGUAGCAUGUUUUAUCAAGGACAACCCCAACCGCUCUUACUUCAUCAGGGUGUUUGACGUCAAGAAGGGCCAGACGAUUUGGGAGCAGGAGAUCUAUAACCAAUUCCGGUACAAGGCACCUAGGGAGUACUUCCAUACAUUCGAGGCAGAAGAGGUACAGGCUGGCCUAAACUUCGCAAGUGAAGAUGAAGCAUUUAAAUUCAAAAGUGCUAUUGAGCAGAAGCUCAUGGAACGCCAUCAGAGGAGACUUGAUAAAAAGAAAAAUCAGCAAGGAAGUGUUCAUAAUAACAACAACCAGAAUCAGGGAGGGGUAUCCUCACCUCCAUCCAUCAACAACUCUGGCCCCCCACUGUCGUCUGUAGAUGUUAACUUGAACAAGACAAGUGGAAAGGACACCAUUUCUAAGGCCAGCAAGGGUAAGACCAAAGAAAAGGACAAGAAGAAGAAGCUGACCAAGGAGGACAUUAGUACGCCCACAGACUUCAGGCACGUCAGCCAUGUUGGCUGGGAUCCUAACAAAGGAUUUGAUAUGAACAACCUUGACCCUGACAUGAAGGGGCUGUUUGAGAGUGUGGGUAUAGAUGAAAAUGAGGUGGUGGAUAAGGAGACUGUAGAUUUCAUCUACGACUUUGUGGAGCAGCAUGGAGGUAUAGACGCAGUGAAGGCUGAGAUGGCAUCGAGACCUCCGCCAAUCUUCCCUUCAGCAGCUCCACCUGCAGUGCCACCCCAGCGUACAGCAAAUCGGGCCCCACCUCCACCUUCUCGACCUGGCCCUGCUGCACCCCCUCCCCCUUCAAGAGCCCACCAGGCACCUCCCCCACCCCCUCCUAACCGAGGUCCCCGGAACCUUGGAGCUCCCCCUCCCCCUCCUCCUCAAAGUGCACCAGGCAGUCAUCCUCCCCCUCCACCUAUGAAACCAUCUAUGGGACCACCUCCACCCCCUCCCUCAAAUAGUGGAUUCCCUCCCCCACCACCUCCUUCAAGUGGUGGCCCACCUCCCCCACCCCCUCCUCCCCCACCCCCGGCAGCUCCUGCUGCGCCUCCCCCUCCCCCUAUGACGGGUGGUCCAGGGGUUCCUACACCAUCUUCUGUAGGUGGUGAUUCAGCUCGUAGUGCUCUAUUGGACCAGAUCCAGAAGGGCAGAAGUUUGAAGAACGUCUCCGUUGACGACAAGCCAGCAGCACCCAGUGAUGCCAGGGGAGACCUGCUUAGUGCUAUUCGUUCAGGCAAAAACCUCAAACAUGUUGAUCCCACGGAUGAGAAACCUGCACCUCAGCAGGAGUCAGCAGGAGGCAUAGUGGGCGCACUGGCUCGGGCUCUAGCCAAUAGGCAGAAACAUAUACAGGGCUCAGAUGAUGACGAUGACGAUGAUGAAGAUGAUGUAGAUGAUGAUGAUGACUGGGAUGAUUAAAUGACUGUGCAACUUUGUGAACAAAUUGGCUUCCUUCUAUUGCCAAAAUGCAUUACCACAAAAUCCUUGCACUGAGUAACCCCUGUUGGGAAAACCUGUCUUGUCCUUAUCUGUCGUAUAUUAUUGUUUUCAUUUUUAGUGAUAUUUAUGUUCCGCUGUGCUAAUCUUCAGUUACUUAGUUAUUGCUACCUAGAAAACAGUACAUUAAAUCAAAAAUAUCAGUUCAUAUUGUGCAUCAGAUGUACCACCAGUAAGAUUCAACCUGAUUGGGACUAGAUAUAAACUAUAAUCAGAUGGUGACUAAAUAAGGAAGGUAGAGCCAACGUCAGUUCAGGUGGGUGGGUCCUUCAGCGGGGUGCUUCACUUGAACUUGGAUACACAAGGUAUGCAGGGCGAUUAACAGAGUAUAUAAAUAUAAAGAGGGGGGAGGUUAACCGCAACAAGGACAAGUGUCCCCAGGUAAGUGGGUUACUUAUAAUUUAUUUGUCGACUAGUUUCGCCUCUAUAUGCGAGGCUUCAUCAGGACAGAUGGUGACUAGAUAUAAAUUCUAUAACCUGAUGUUGACUUGAUAUAAAUUCUAUAUAACCUGAUGGUGACUACAUAUGGAUUCUUUAACCUGAUGUUGACUAGAUAUAAAUUCUAUAUAACCUGAUGGUGACUACAUAUGAAUUCUUUAACCUAAUGUUGACUAGAUAUAAAUUAUAUAACCUGAUGGUGACUACAUAUGAAUUCUUUAACCUGAUGUUGACUAGAUAUAAAUUCUAUAACCUGAUGUUGACUAGAUAUAAAUUCUAUAACCUGAUGUUGGCAAUAUAUAAAUUCUGUAACUGAUGUUGACUAGAUAUAAAGUCUAUAACCUGAUAGUGACUGGAUAUAAAUUCUAUAACCUGACGAUGGACAUACAAGAAUGUUAUAAAUGUUUUCACUCUAAGUUUUUGAAAUCUUUAGUCACUGUUAAGUUGAAUCCUAUUUCUGGUACAUUUGAUACACUGUAUGACUAGAUACAAACAUUUUAUUUGUAUCUAAAGAUGAACAAACACAGUUUUCAUUUAUGUAAUUACAUAGAAGGUUCAUGUUCAAAAAUAAUGUUUUGUACUAAAUUUGUAGUAUAAAGAGGACUAGUUCAUGAAAAUUUGAGAAAAAAGUGAGAUAAUUACCAUGCUGCCUAACUUUGAUACAUGUAUAUUCUCUUACCUUGGGAUAUUCUGACAGAUAAAUGUCAACUGUUUAAGGCAAUAAGCCCUAUUGAUAACUGGUAAAGAACGUGAGUUUUAAAAUCAAUUCACACAUGAAAGAUGGAGAAAUUAAUUCUAGAGCUUUCACUCUCUAUGGAAGCAACAUUACAGUGUUUUCUCUAUUGAUAUACAUUCCACACUACUCACAUAUCAUGUGACCUUACUGCCAUUUACAUAAUGAGUGUUUCCGGACUGUGUGUAUUAGGUAGGCCUGCUGUUUACUAAUGAUGUCCUAUGAAGCUUUGAUCAUAUUCAUUUAAUGUUCAAUUCCUGUGAAUGUUUAUUUUUGCUCAACCUGGCAGAUAUUUAUUUCUAAAUAUGAAUUAAUAAAGUCUAUUCCAUAUUGUA